AUGCAGCAAGAAACAAAACUAGGAUAUGAACUAGAUCGGAUUCCACCGGCUGUUUUCUCAACAACAAUGACUCCGAAACAAGAAUGGAGUAUACAAUCUAACGAGUCUUUGUUCAGUAUUCACAUGGGAGAUCAAAGUUUCUCUACUAUGUAUAAAUCUGGAGAACUCAUUAUGUAUAAAUCAGGAGAACUUACUAAUUUCGACUAUACAGCUCCGUAUUUUAAUAACAACAACAACCACCUUGAUAACAAAAAUACUUUAACCGACGCUGGAACCAAAGAAGCCAAUAUAACCGUAGUAGUGGAGACCGGACCAAAAACUGCUAAUGGAGAUGGCUUAACCAAUGUUUUUAAACCCGAUCCACCACAACCAGUUCCGGUUUCACCAACGAAGUCUUAUCACUCCGAGACCAGUAAUACCAGCGCAGCUUCUUUCGCAUUUCCCACAUUACCAGAGUACCAACAAGAUCAGAAGACAUCAUUGAAUAUGAAAUGUGAAAGUGGUAUAACGGACAUAUCGAGACCUGAUCAGAAUCCCGGUUUAAACCUCGAUGAUCCAAAACAGGGCAAGGAUGGUGGUUGGCUUUCUUGUUUCACUUGUUUUUCGGUGAAAAAUUGA
Molecule: messenger RNA, 618 nt
Organism: Arabis nemorensis
Lineage: Eukaryota; Viridiplantae; Streptophyta; Magnoliopsida; Brassicales; Brassicaceae
Source: the annotation of a GenBank genome assembly